CUUCCCCCUCCCACACAUGCCUCACUCCCACAACACCCCUCUCCCUUCCCCUACCAUCACAAUGCUCCUGUCUUCCCUCUGCUACACAUGCCUCACUCCUACAACAUCCCUCCCCCUCCCACAAAGACUCCAUCUCUACUCACAGGAUGUCUUCACUUCCUGUUAUGCACUCCUGACUUUCCUUAAACACACACACACACACACACACACACACAUACACAGUCAUGGAGAAAGGUUUGCCGCCGUCGCUGCUGCUGCUGCUAUUGCUGGUGGCGCUAAGUCCUGGAGGCACACUAAGCCCCACCCUGGCCCAGGACUGCAAUGCUGCUGACGUAAUAGUGCAGGAAGGACAAACACAGUUCAUCGACACCAUGAACAUUACAGGCGGUGCAGGUUACUUUAAUCUGUAUAUGAAGCCUGAGAGUGACUUUGAUGGCGUCCAAGUUGAUAUCGAGGAAAGUGACGGCACUAACCACACUAUUUGGCAACAUGACGAGGAAAUAUGUUUCCCGCGCGAUGACUCGUGGGUGCAAUUCCAGGCUGAGACAUUGAUAAAAAAGACAGGACUUUAUUUGCGGUUUAAGUCUCAUAAAUGCUGGAAGUAUUGCAAAGCCAACAGUACCACGAAAAGGCCCGUAAGUCUCAGCGUGGUGGCUCAUGGGUCUUCUAGGUGGAUAAAAGGAUUCCCACCCACGGCCUGUAACGUCACCUACUGUAUGAGAGGCAUUAAUUCCAAUGAACUGCCCUCCUGCCCGGUGCCCCCGUCCACAACCACUACCACCAUCACCUCCACGACUUCCACGACACACUCUUCUCCUAAACUGACACAGGAAAAGAUAGUAAUCAUAACGGCGUCAGCAGGUGUGAUGGUGGUGGUGGUGGUGGUGGUGGUGGUGGUAGUGGUGGCCUGUCGGAAAAGGAAUACUGUGAUAUCAACACGCCCAGCUGGAGAUGCCCCGCCACGCCGCGAGCCGCACGACAUAGAAAACGAUAUCUUCAUGCCAUUUGAAGAUCCCGCUAACGGUGCCGCGCCGCAAAGCUUCCAGAACGAACUGUACGAGUCUUUCAACGGCCACGAGGGCAGCCACAACCCAUAGACAACCCCGAGACAGCACCCGCCACACAAAUAUGUCGAGAAUUGUCACUUGUAGUUUAGUGCGUGAUUGCAGUGCGCACACCGACGUUGACACACACACACACCCAGCAGGAGGCAGUAGGUACCUGUCGAAACGAUAAUUACUCCCAGUGAGGUCUAAAGCAAUGGAUCAGAGGUUGCUGUGAACUUAUCAUUAAACCAGCAGUGACCUAACUGAACGUUUUCUCUACUGAAUGUUCUCCAACUAGUCAAAAACUCAUUUAUUAAUAAAAAGUGUCAAAAUGU
Messenger RNA from Scylla paramamosain (green mud crab), 1381 nucleotides. RefSeq lists its product as uncharacterized. The record is from RefSeq and is a predicted model, not a curated record. Lineage: Eukaryota; Metazoa; Arthropoda; Malacostraca; Decapoda; Portunidae. The coding region runs from base 225 to 1097 and encodes 290 amino acids. The transcript is spliced from 2 exons.